Molecule: messenger RNA, 6571 nt
Organism: Rhineura floridana
Lineage: Eukaryota; Metazoa; Chordata; Lepidosauria; Squamata; Rhineuridae
Gene: FBRSL1
Product: fibrosin like 1
Exons: 21
Coding region: 839-4663 (1274 amino acids)
Source: RefSeq, a predicted model, not a curated record
GGCGGUGGUAGCAGCAGCAGCAGCCGUAGCCGAAGGAGAGGCGGCGGCUGCGGCUGCGCCAGGGAAUUCUCUGCGCUUCCCUCGCAACAAAGUUGCGGCGCGCGCGGAAUCUGGAUCGCUCUUGUUGCCUUUUUUUCCGCCUCCCCGUCAGGAUUCGAACCCGGGGCGGGGCGCUGCUUGCCCCGGGGCGGGAGGGAGUGAAAAAGGGAGGGGGAGGGCUCGUCGAGGAGGAGCGGCGGCCGCCACUACUACCACCAUCGCCGUCGCUACUACUGCUUCUGUUCACAUCGGCGCUACUGGUGCCCUGGAUUUAUUCUUUCCCUCCUUCCCAAAGCCUGGAUUCGAUCUCCUGGAUUUGUCUCUGUGUGUCAUUUUUUUGGUGUGCUUUUAAAAAAUACAUAAUUUUUUUUGGACGGUGUGUGUUUGUGGGGGGGGGCAAGCUUGGCUCUUUUGCUCUCUCUCUCCACAGAUCCGAACUCGAGAUUAAUUGCACUGUGUUUGGCUGCGUGGUUUGUCUCUCUCGCUCUUUUUUAAUUUAAAUUUUAAUUUUUGGCAAGGGAGAGGGAAGAUUUGUCAAGGUCACUUCGUGUGGAUUUACAUUUUUCUUCUGGAUCUCUUUCCCCCCCUUUUUCUCUGCCCUCCAUCGGAUCACCCUUUUCUCUCCAUAGAGGUCUGCUGGAUUACAUUUCCCCCCCCCCGGAUUUUAAAAGCCUGAAGAAAGGGAUCCUUUUUUAAAAAAAAAAAGAAAGACAGGCCGGAUUUUGUAGGGUGGCAUAUUUUUUCUUAAAAAACAACACUUUGAUCUGAAAUAAUUUUUUGGUUUUUUUUCUUCUUUAAAAUGGAUGGGAAAAUCAGACAGAGCAGGAAAUCUAGGUCCCAAAGGGACCGCGUGAGGCGGCGAGAUCCAAAUGGCAGAGAUCGCCCGAAUCAAAGCCCUUCCUCGGCAUCCGAGAGAGAACAGAGCCCGGGCAAGGAAAAUACGAGCCAAAACUGUCCAAAUCCUAAAAGCCAGGCUUCUGCAGCCAGGAACGUCAGACCUCCAAGGCGGAGGAGGCGAGAAUCUAGCUCCCAGGAAGAGGAUUUAAUUGAUGGGUUUGCGAUCGCCAGCUUCAGUACCAUGGAAGCUUUGGAGAAGGACAUGUCAUUGAAGCCUCAGGAGAGAAAGGAAAAAUGGGAGAGACAACCAGGAAAGAAACCCAGAGAAUCCGAACAACACUGUGUGUCAGCUGAGCCCAGCGAAAACGGCCAUAAUAACGAUGCUGGGAGUUCAGGGAGAGAGACGGAUCGAGGCAAGGAGCGGGUGAAGAAGAAAAUCCCCUUGAAAAUCCACAAGCAGAUGAAGGUCCCCAUGAAACGAAGUGGCAGGAAUAGCGAGGAUGACAGCAUCCGGGAGGCCACAAGCUCCCAGCUCAGCAGCUCCAGGGACUGCCUCAGUGAUAGUUCUGCUCAAUCACUUUCGGGAAAAGGUUAUUCGUGUGACAGUGAGAGUGACAUUGACGAUAAGAACUCAGCGGACCUGGAGCUGCCUCGUGUCAGGAGUGGCUUAGUAGCAAGCAAGGCUUCCGAAGGCUCAGAGAAGCUGUUCUCCCCAGCAGCAACUAAAGGUCCAGCCUUGAAUGACAAGGCCGAAGCGAAAGCAGGGAGCAUCCCCAAGGUGUCCGGGCUGGAGCGCAGCCAGGAACUGAGCACUGACGUGCCCUUUGUGCUGCCAAUCCACAGCCCCCCACCAAACACUGUUGUAGUGACCUCCACCUCCUCUGCACCGACGUCGAGUGCUCGGACAAGCCCACUGUUAAAAAAAGAGCCAUUGAUCUCAGCACCAGCACCACCGAGACUCACCCCUCAGCCACAGCCUCGGCCUCAGUCGCAGCCUCAACCUCGGCCUCAGUCGCAGCCUCAGCUGCUGCCCGAGAUUCGGACGCAACCUCCAAGCCACAUCCCCCCUCCUCUCAGCUACCCAGUGCAUCACCAGGUGGCCCACAACGGACUCAAUAAUAUCAGCAGAAGCAGCAGUGCCAGUAGCACAACAAGUAUUAGCCUCCCCAAACACCUCCCCAUCUCUCCCCAGAUCCCUCCCCAUCAUUCCUCUGGCCCAGCUUUACCCCUCUCCAUCUCUAACCUUGCUGCCUCGCAUUUCCCUCUCCGAUCUCAGUCCCAACACCAGCACCAUCCGGCCAUGUUUGCCACCCCUCCUACGCUGCCACCUCCUCCAGCAUUGCCCACCAACAGCCUUGUGAUCCCAGGUCACCCCGCAGAUCACGAGCUACUCAGACAAGAGCUGAAUAAUCGGUUUUUGGUUCAGAGUUCGGACAGGGCCGGUGCCUUUCUUGGGCCGGUGCCGCUGCUGAGGGCGGAAUUCCACCAGCACCAGCACACCCACCAGCACCAACACACCCACCAGCACACAUUCACUCCUUUUCCAUCCAGCCUGCCCCAGAUGCCACCCACUGCACCUCCCCUGGUGCGUACCCCCUCCCAAAAUUUCGACAAGUAUGCUCCUAAACUUGAUAACCCAUAUUUUCGACAUUCCAACUUCUUUCCAAGCUAUCCUCCAACAAUGCCUGGAAUGCCACCUAUGCUUCCACAUUCAGGUCCUUUUGGGUCACUUCAGGGAGCAUUUCAGCCGAAGACUUCAAAUCCGAUUGAUGUAGCAAGUAGGCCUGGUGCAGUACACCACACUCUUCUGCAAAAGACACCAGGGGUGUCUGACCCCUAUCGGGCUCCAGUACGAGUAAGUAAGAAGCCUGGCAAGUGGUGUGCUGUUCACGUACAGAUUGCUUGGCAGAUCUACCACCACCAGCAGAAGAUAAAGUACCUCCUGUGGAAUAUGGAGUGUUAUCCUGUUCAGAGUGAAAUGAGCGGUACGGUGAAGGACAUUUUACAAAACAUAGAGCAGCAAAUGCAACUGGAUCCCCACAAGCUAGAAAUAGGUGGGAAACUUGACCUGUUCAGCAGACCGCCUGCCCCCGGUGUGUUCCCCGGGUUCCAUUAUCCUCAAGAUCUUGCCCGGCCACUUUUUUCUACCACAGGUUCUGCCCACCCAACCGCCAAUCCUUUUGGCCCAUCGCCUCAUCACAGCAGCUUCCUGCCUACUAGCCACUUGGCAGGUAGGUAUCCAUUUAGCAGGUCAAGCACCUUCAGCGGCCUUGGGAACUUAGGCAGCAAUGCCUUUGGAGGAUUAGGCAGUCAUACUCUGAGUCACAAUAGCAUUUUUGCUCACAAAGAAGGACCCAACGUCCAGAGCUUCAGCAACCCCCAUGAGCCAUGGAACAGACUCCACCGGACACCCCCUUCCUUCCCAACGCCGCCUCAAUGGCCCAAGCCUGGUGACUCCGAGCGGAGCUCCUCUGUGACAAAUCAUGACAGAGACAGAGAGACAGAGAAGAGGGAUCUUUCUUCAAGUAAAGAAGACAGAGAGAAGGAGAGGGAUCUUAUGGAUAAAAAUAGGCAUUCAAAUAGAUCCUCACCAGCUUCAGCUCCAGUGACUCACCAGAUUAGCAACCUCAUUCGCAGCAACAGCCAGACCUCCAGUGAUUCCACAAGGCAAGCUGGGCUCAGUGAAAGAGAGAGGCCUAAAGAACUGGAGAGAGAGAUUUCUGACCGGUUGAGGGAUCCUCCUCCGAUCGUGGAGCACAAGAUCAAAGAAAGCCGCUCCCCAGUGAAGGAACCACCAAGCCAUGAAAAAAGAUCCUCAGAGGACAACACAAAGCCAGUAAUCCAGUCUGUAUCUCCCUACAGCAAACCUGCACUGAGCGAGAGUUUAAAACUCAGCAAUCUAAUGAACAAGGACAUUGAAAGAAAGCCAGAGCUUCCAACUGACCUUCAGAAGAUUAAGAAUGACAUCAAGGUCAAAGAAGAGCGCAAGGAGGAUAGCGAUGUAUUGGUUGUGAGCUCAGAACCUUCACAGCAUUCCAGAACUGUUGAGCAUCCACCGCCACCUUCUUUGCAUGGAUUGCCGUUGCCCCAUACAAUGGCAGCCACGAUGCCCAUCUCCAUGGGCAGCGUCCAUCAGAUGAACAAUAUGAAUGUCCUGGAUCGUAGCAGAAUGAUGACCCCUCUGAUGGGCAUGAAUCCAUUGUCAGGAAGGGAGAGACUGCCCCAUCCUGGGUUUUCCUGGGACCCAGUGAGGGACCCAUUACGAGAUGCCUAUCGGAGCUUAGACCUGCACCGUCGGAUGGACUUCCAACUCCGAGGAGAUCCAAUCCACAGGUUCCCCACCACUGCUGGGUUCUAUGACCACGAGCGCUCUUACCGAGACAGAGAGCCCCACGAUUAUAACCACGAGAAUCUCCUUGAAGCACGGCGUGAGCAGGAGCGGCUCAGGCAAGCAGAGGAGAGAGAGAGGUUGCACUUACGGGAAGAACUUGAGCGUGCCAGGAUGCAUCACUUGCACUCAUCCCCUAUUGAAAGCCACCUGGCACAUGUGCCAUCAUUCAUGCCUCAUCUCAGUGGGAUGCAUUAUCCCAGACUCAGCCCCUCUGCUGCCAUGCACAAUGGAAUCUUGAAUAGGAACCCACCAACAGCAGCUUUGAGUGCACCACCCCCUUUGGUACCCGCCAGUAGUACAAGGCCAUCCUCCCCCCGCCGGACUACACCACUCACAAACUCUGAAUCAAGAGACUAUUCUCCUUCUAGGAACCCCAAAGAAGUAGAGGCACGAUAGUCCCCAACAAAGAAAACAGGAUGAAUUUUAAAACUCACCUGUAAAUAUAAGGUGGGGGGAGAGAGAAAGACCUUUUAAAAAUGCACUGCUGUAAACUUUUUUAAACUGUAAAAUUUGUAGAAAUUAAGCACAGUUCCAUAAAUAGCCGGGGGAGGGGGAGAGGGUCAUAGGUUACAAACCUUCCAACCAAAUGGUUGCUGAAAAUGGAAAUUUAAUAUAUAGGUCUUGAUUUUGUUUUGUUUUUGCUUCUGUGCUGAGUUAAAAUAUUACCAGGUUUGUACAUUUUUUCCCAAAUGUGAGAAACAAUUUUUAAUGAAUUUGUAUUUUUUUUAAUUUUGUGUGCUCUUUAUUCCCAUAAAGAGCUUUUGUUUUUUGUUUAAAUUCAGUGGCCUCAGAUCCUUAAGUAAAAACAAAACACACACCCAGGGUUUCUUAAAGUAUUAUUUAUGGAAAUACUGUAGUUUUGUACAGUCCACUGUGAGGUUCCUAAACUGAGGCCGCUCACUUUUCUUGGUACUUUGGAACUGAAGUUACAGAUAUAUAUUAAAAUAAUAAUAAUAAUAAUAAUAAUGUACAAAAUUGUUUGGUUUUGCCUUAUAUUAUGGAGAAAUGAGAAUUUUUUGACCUUGUUUUAAACAACAAAAAAGAAAACAAUAUGUAAAUAUUCUGUUAAUAUAAAUGUACACCAAUAUUGAAUUCUUAACAUAGGUAGACUUUAUAAAAAAUGGUUUUUAGAACCACUCUCUGGUUAUCUGUUAAUAUUAUUGCAACUCAUCAUUUUCACUGUCUUGAAAACAAACAAAUACUGGUAUACUCAAAGAAACUGAUUUUGGCAUAAAACCUUCAACUAUGCAAAAGAACUCGGAGGCAGGUACUGGUUGAUACGGGGGCAGGAAGGAAAGCAUUUGCAAAACAACCCCCCAAAAGACCACCCCAAAGCAUCCAACGUAAACAUGCAACUUCAUAGAAAGAAAGGCAAUAGUUAUGUGAAGAGGAAAACUUAUGUUCUACCACAAAAUACUGCAAAAGAAACCCUACAGUGGUUUUUUUAUCAUUUCAAUUUUGCUUUGUGUGUAUAACACACGGAUGUUCAAUAAAUAUAAGGAAAAGCUCCAGAUUAUCUUAUUACUGAAGUUUCCACAACACAGAUACAACUGAUACAGUAAUAUGUGAGAGAUCCCUUUCUCCUUUUCUCACUUCCCCUGGGGUUUUCUUUCUUUUUUUUGGGGGGGGGGGGAGAGAAUUGACUGUCUUUCAUUGUCAUUGCCAGGCACAUGAACAAGGAAGGACAAUCUCCUGUGAAUCCCUUUUGCUAUACAAGAAUGUUAGGAGUGCUGGAAAGAUGUCCAAAUGGUUAAUUUAAGAUGCUUUAUAUGUUCUCUGUCGUUUGCAAAGACAGUGUUUGUUUCAGUGUCAGUUCUGCCUUGACAUUUGGGGGUGGAUGGGUGGUGGUGGUUUGCGCAACAUUUUCAGGUUGAUUUCUAAUACUACUUUUUGUAUGUAAUUUUGCUAUGGCUCAGUUCAACAGAGCAUAUGAAGAGUCCCUUUCAAAAAGCAACAAUCCCUCAAAUUGGAUGUUUCCCAGGAAAAGUGGAGCAGGGAGAUAGAUCACCCAAGUGGCAGACUUUUACCAUUUUUGGAAAGGGCUUUCUGCACUGAUUUGGAUCACAUGCAGCAUCAACUUGCACAUACAGCAUACCACAUCCUGCUAGAGAUGCACAUGUGGAAGCCUCCUUCUUCAUCCAUCAUGCCCCUCCUUUUCUUCUUUAAUCCUCCAGCACUCAUGUUUUUAUAUUAUUGUGUGUUACUGCUUUCUGGUUAACUCAAACGUCUGCUGGUAUUUUCUUCCCUUUACUUUCUGUAUUUCCUUUCCUUCCCACCUCACCCCCCCCCCCAAAAAAAUCCUGU